UUUCCCCAUCUUGUGCAUUUUUGGAGUCCUUAGCAAUGCACUUGCGGCUUCUGUCUCUCAACUGCUUUUGAACUAGUGUGGCCCUCACCGCUGAGCAGCACAUCGCCCGUGAGCUGCCCGGAGGAAAUUUUAGUCGGGAAGUACGGUUUCUCUAUAAUUGUGUGAAAUUGUGUGAAUUGUGUGAAAAAGCCACUACUUGCUUUUCUGUAAGAAUGAAGAUUAAGCUAGAUGUGCUCGUCUCUACGUGUAUCAAGCAAAGAAAACCAUGGCCUCGCGUAUCAUGGGUUGGACAGGAAAAAGAGGCUGUUUUUCUUCUAGAUGGUAAACAUAUAAAUGAAAUUAACCUGGCAUCAGGGAAGACGAAGAAGAAAAUCCCUUCUCUGCAGUCAUUGUUGAAAAAUGUGGUUGUCUUAACAACAUCAGGAAAUGCUGCUUGGUUGGCAGGAAUACUUACAACAGGAGAGCUCUUUCUUUGGAAUAAAGAUCAGGACUGCUUGAAAAUUGUACCAUCAAUCGAAGAAUCCAAGAAAGUAGUAGCAGCAGCACAAGAGUGUUUAAUGAGGUUGUACUUAUAUGUAUCUGGAGAUGGCAGAAAGAUACUGUUAACUACUCCUACAUUGUGUGCCUUUUUGUGGGAGAACAUAGAACAUGAAAAUACAGCCUCUGGUAAAAACUCUCCUUCUGGGCGUUGGACACAAAUUUUACCAGAAGAAUCAGUCAUACUGCCUUCUACUGAAGAAAAAGAAAUUGGAGUGGAUGCUGCUUUUGUACACAGUGAGGUACUAGGUGAUUGCUGCUUGUGUUCCUUUGUUUUUUACUUUGGCAAGUGUUUGGUGCUCACAUUUUUGACUCUUCGAUGGCAUGAAAAUGCCUUUAAAAAUGCUUGUUCUUUGCCAUACCAGAUCCAGUGGGUACAGCAGACUUGUUCUCUUGUUAAUUUGGUUCCUCAGUGUGAGUCUGUAAAGUCAAGAGGAGCUCUUCUAUGUGCAUUUGCAAGAGAUGGACUUCUGCUUGCAGUAGCUGUAAAUCAAACUGAUCCAAAGGCAACUCAGGUUUUGUUUUUAAACACAUUGAAUUUUGUAACUAUUUCGGGUAGCCUUAAAGGUUGUAGUAGCAAGAAUAGCAUUAUCCCAUCCAGGUUCAUCAGAUCUUACUGGGUUGGCGAUAUGAGUUGGACUCCUGAUAGCCUUUUCUUGGCUUGCAUGUUAAAACGUGGAUGUUUGGUUUUAUUGACAUGUAUGGGGGAAUUGCUGACCUUAAUUGCCUCUGGAUGCUCUGUAGAAUUUGGACCAGCACAGUUUAUUCCAUUUCAUCCACUAAUAACAUACAGACAGCACCACUCUUCUUGUCGAGAUUCCAGCCAGUCUCUUGGUUCUUCACAUUCUGAACGUGAUCUCAUGAAACAGAAAUUCUCUGUGGCUUCACAUUCACGACUGCCCUACCUCAUUGUCUCUGAUGGAUACAUGAUAACACUGCUAAGAUUUCCCAACAGCUUCUCACCAUCAGGGUUUAUAAGAUCCCUUUUGCUUGAUUCAGCCCAACAGCUUGAAAAUAUCUGUCAGAAUUUGCUGAACUUCAAGUGUAAAGAGAGGUCUCGGUACUUACGAUCACUGUUGUCUUUAAAAGCUAGUCUUUUAAAACAAGUUCAAACCCAAAAUUCUAUCUUUUCUACCAUUCCAAGAUUCCUGGAGGAGGACACAACAGAAAUGAACCAGAAAACCAUGGAUUUACUGGACCAUGAAGAAGAAUCAGACAAUGAGAAGCAGUUUUACAACAGCACUUCGAGCUUCUGUAACCAAAGAAUCUAUUCAUUUGUUGGUAAAGCUGAUGAGGGCUGCUUAGAAUUCGCAUCAAUGUUUGAUACCAUCCAUGCAGAAGAUGAUAUUGAAGAGAAAGAUAAAUCAUCGUUGGAACUAUAUUCCAUUCAGAAAAAACUUCUUGCUGCAUGGCAGAUAGGGAUUUCAAAAAAUAUAGAAGAGAAAGGUGCCUUACUGAAUUACACAGUGAACUGCAUUAUCCAUUUUUUCAGCAUUGUUCACUGUAUGAAAUGCACUUUGCUAAGCCAGGAUGAAUCUAUAAACAAGUCUGUGAAGAAUACUCAAUGGAUGCGUUGUGUCCUGAAGUAUUUUCAGCAGUGUUUGACUGUCUUGUACUGGCAUUCAAGAGCCAGUGUGACUGGGCAUGUAGCAAAGCUAACAUUAGAAACUUUAAAACUGAUGCUUAUACAGCAACAAGAUCAGUUGUUUUCAAAAAACCUUUUGGCAUGCUUCUGUCUUCUGAAAAUGGUUUCUCACACCUUAAGCAGAGUGUGUGUGCUACAGUAUGAGAAUUUUUUUGCAUCUCCUGACAGUAAUAUUCUUGUGGAACUUGACUCCCUCACUGUGCCUCUUUUCUUAGUUCUUGAUGACAAUACUACUCAUCAGUUCAGCUCACUGAAUUCUCUGCUUAGAGAAUGUCCUCAAGUAAACUAUGACGCAAAAACAGAAAAAAGGUUGGCUGUACUAUGGCGACUAUUGUAUAAGAAAGUGGUUUGGUAUCAGGUGCAGCUGAAAAGAAAAGUGAACAAGAAUUCAGAAGAGGCUUCUGUUGUCUCACUGCUUUUAAGUCAUAUACAAGCAACCAUCCAGUCUUCAGGAGCGACAUUAGAACAGCAUCUGAAGAUUAAUUCUGUACCUGGUGAGGAGCAGUUCCUUUUAGGCUCAUACAGAGAAUCUGUGGACAUUUGGAAAAGAUCUCUUUGUGAACUCAAGACAAAAGGAGGAAAAAGAGCAUGUUUUCUUCAGUGUAGAUACUAUCUUGCAAUAUUGUUUUGUCACCUGUAUCAGUAUAAUAUGUGUGAAGCUCAGGGACUCUGUGAUCAUCUGGUAAGAGAGAUUCUAAGGCGAUCACACCUUUCCACAAGACACAUGGAAAAGUUUUCUGAUAUCAAGUAUUUUCAGCAUGAACUAUGGAUAGUAACCAGCAUUCCUACUGACACUGCCUUGGCUGUGAUUCGAUCCAUGGCACGAUUCAUGGCUGCUUAUUUCACAAAGCAGCUGCUCUAUAUCUUCCCCCCCCACAAUGUUGACAUCCUUCAUCCACUUCACAUCAAACAAGACUUACCUCCUCGUGUCAUUCCCCUGCAACACUGUUUGGUUACCAGAGCUGUCAGGGACCAGAACCUUUCAUCUGUGUGGACAGCUGAAUAUGCUCUUGAUUUGUUCUUUAUUGGUGGACUCAUUCCAGAGGCUGUGUGGUUUUCACACACGCUUGGGGACUGGAAGCUGUCUGUUUCAAUUGGUCUGGCCUACCAGCUAUAUUAUCAGAACUCUGAUGAGUUCUCAAGAAUGAAAAAACCAGAAUGUCAACUGCCAUUAAGCUUAUUACCAAUGCAGACUUUUCAGGAAAAGUUACAGUCUUUGCUAGGACAGCCAGUAACUUCUGAAACAUCAGGACAUAUUAAAUACAAGAAGUUCACAGAUCCCAUUGAAGAGGAAGAUGCAGAUGUUCUUUACAGUUCAAUACAGGAACUACUGAAAGCAGCUGUUAUGGCAGAUGUUGAUAUUCUCUCAGAGACAUUUCAGCUUUUGAUGGAUUCUGCCAGGGAUCUUUGCAGAAAGUUUUAUGGUUUGGUUCCAGUUGGGCUCUGUCUUCCAGCACCACCAUUGUACUGUCCUCAACCAGCUUCACUCAGUGAUGAAGACAGCGAUGACAUUCUUUUAAAAAUGGAGAAAGAAGUCCGCCAGAAAGUGUCAGGAGUUCUUCAGAGAAUUAUCUUGCUCUUCCGGGCUGCUCAUUGUUCUUGCUCUGCAGCACAGUGGUAUAUUACACAACUGAAGUGGGCUAGAAAAGUUAUGCAGAAAAUUCGAAUGAAAGGUUCUCUUCCUUUGCUGAGUCCCUUCCCAGAGACUUUGCUUCGUUAUUGCAAUUUCUGCACUGUUCUCUAUGGAUCUACAUCUUCUGGAGACCAUCAGUUUGAUGACAUUACCUGUAAAAUUUUAGGGUGGUUCAGAGAGUUCUGUGCGUUAUGUUGGAUGUUUCAUGUUCGUGAAAAAUUAUCUGACAACUGUAGGCGGUACCAAACUGCAAGGGAAAAUAUUAACAAUAUCAAGGAUUCAGAUGGAUAUGAUGCCUACACAGUUGAGCAUUGUCUGAAUGCAGUAGAGUGGGCUUGUCGAAUGCUUCCUUUCUGCAGAUUCAUGAAUGUUGAAGAAUUAGUUCAAGAUGUAAUUUUGAGUCUGCUUGGGGAGUUGCCACCAGUAAAAAAGGUGGCAGAGAUUUUUGUAAAAGCAUUUCCUAAUCCUGAAGAUAUAAGAGUUUCAUUAAGAGAUAAAUAUCAUGGACUUCAGCAGCGACUCAGACAGAGUACUGUUAAAGUAGGUCCUGAAAGCGAAGAAAUGAUGUCUGUUGUUAUACAGGCUGCUGAAGAAGUGAGAAAGAAGGCCUUGAGACGUGUAGUAAAGAACAUAGGCCCUAUAGAAAUUAAUAUUUGGGAGCCAUUAGAAGAGGGAACAUCAAAUGAUGAGGAGCACUGUUAUGACAGAUUCUCCCUAGGCACUAGUCUAAGCACAAGCACAAUUACUGAUGUUGGGAAUCCUCAGGUACAUAGUGAUGCAGACACACUUUCUGAUGCUUUGCUUAAUGAAGGAACAACACCUGAAACACUUUCAUUCCCAAGGGAAAAUGAACUCCAACGACAAAAGGAAAUAGAUAGCAAAAAUACUACACACAAGAUAGAAGCUCCUAACUGUAAAACAAAACAUAAAGACAAAGUGUGUAAGAGAGACACGUCUAAUCAAUGUAAUUUGCCUGUAGUUGGUGCAUGGGAAUUUGAACGUGAUGACGAUGAAUAUGUUAGAUUUUUAGAACUCUUUUUGAGUUAUGUUCUUGAGAGAGACCUGAUAAAGUACAGUGACCUUGGAAUUCCAUUUCUCACUAGCUUUUCUGGGCUGCUUCAAGAGCAUGAAUUGAACUCUCUCUUUUUUGAUGUUCACACAACACUAAAACGGCGACAAAACAAAACUAGGAGUCAAAGUGUGUUUAGAGCGGGGUCUUGCUAUACUAUCACCCUGGCGUCUUGUGAUCCUGAAAAAGGGUCUGCCUGUAAUGAAAACAAAAAUAUUUUGGAAAACCCAACAAUUGUACAGUCUGUUGGACAGACCACAAAAACUUCUGUGUGUAACCUAACAAAAGGACAUAAAGAAGGCUUAUUUGGUUUAAAAUACAAGGCAAUAUAUAGAGCUCAGACUGACAGUCAAGGAGUCACUGUUGCACAAACAAGCCAGACCUUUCCUAACCGUACUUCCUCUACCCUGCAAACUCAGGCAAUUUCUAAAUACAUUUACAAAACUCUUGAUGUAGUUGGUAUUGUACCAGCAGAAGAACUGCCUAUAGAAUUGAUGGGCAAGUUCAGCAAUAUUUCAAAAUUGCUGGAGUGGAUGAUCAGAUGGUCCGAUAAAAGACUGCUCUGUGGUUCCAAUAAACGAGGUUCCUUAGAAGAGACUCUCCCAAUGGUACAUUUGAAAACAUCAUCAGCAGCUGUCCUUACAUCUUUAUGGUUGUUAGAACAGUUAUACAGAGACAGAUUUCAAACAAGGAGCAUAAAAUUUGAGCAUCCAGAAGAUCAGUAUCUGAAAGAAAUUGCAUCUGUAUCAGAAGCCCAGUCUAAAACAGUGGAAGAAAGCAGUAUGGAUGAAGGCUCUUCCACAGUGGCCAAUUCCCCUCUGGAUGUCCAGAUCAUACAAGUUUAUGAUGAUCUUUGUGGUGAUUUGGGCAGAAUGUCUGCAAAGUCAAAAUAUUUUUAUAAGAAGGAAAUUAAUCAUGGAAAUAGUUCUGUGCCUCAUAUAACUGAAGACCUGAAUGAAGUGGGACCAUUUGUUCAGCAGGAGUUGGCUGUAACAACAGAACAAGACGUCUUUGAGGAGCCAUAUGAAACUUCAAGGAGCUCCAGUAUUUCUGUCAAGAUCAGACCUGUAGAACACCAAAGAGAACAGGGUGCUAUCCCAUGGGACUCUACCAAUCAGAUCCCUGAAGAGGCCAAAGUCUACUCUCCUGAAGUGAAGGUUGCCAUUUCAGCAGUAGAUAGUGCUCAAGAAGGUCAAAAUGUGGAAGAAACAAAGGAAGAAAAGGCUGAACAGAAUAUUAGUGCAGACAUUUCUGUAAGCAGAUCUCAGCCUUCUCAGACUACUGUGUCAACUAUGCCAAGUCUUGCCUCCCAUACUUCUUCUUGUGCAAAGAAGCAAGAAGUCAAGGAAGAAGUCCCUAGAGAAGAGAAACCAAACACAUCAGAAACUGUCAGGCAGAUACUGCAAGAUGAAAUGUUUAAAUUAGUUCAGCUGCAGCAGAUCAACUUCAUGAGUCUAAUGCAAAUAGUGCAGUCGUCCUUUACCAAUGUGCCAAAUGUGCAACAAAUGUUACAGCAGCAUCAAUCGGUUCACCUGGCAGGGAUCCAACCUGCACCCACUGCUCAAAGCAAUGCUUCUCCAAAAACACAAGUGCCCACUCAAGAAGAAAAAGGAAAAACUGGUCAAGAGAGCUCUGUUUUUCAGCCAUGGGAGAGUCUAGAAGAUGAAAGCAACAAUGACCAAAUAAAAAAUCAUCUGGAUAUGAGUGCGUCUUUGACAUUAUUUGAAAGCAACAGCAAGGAAACAGGAUUAAUGCCACCAUCCCAAGAUUUGCAUUCUUCAGUGCCUACUAAACCACUUCAUCUUCUAGCUCCUUCCUCAGGCAUCCAGAAAAAAAUGAAGCUUAUCCCUGUUGAAAAAAAAAUUAGUUAUUCAAAUGGAUUUCCUUUGCUUAAGUUUCAAUCAAAUUACCAUGUCAAACCAGCAUUUCUGCAUCCAACAGAAAUGUCAUCAGCAUUUGCCAGACCACCAGCAGUACCACGAAUAGCUUGGAGUUCAUCAGAUUCCUUACGGAACCACCAGUCAUCAUACCCACCAAGAAAGAGCAAAGCGGAAGAGGAUUUCCACCGAAGUAGAUACAACCAUGAGAUUCCAGGAGAAAUGCAUAAGGAAAAGGAGAGAUGGGCAGAAGCAGUGCAUGAGGGACCUCUCAAACAUCUGAAUUCAGAUCAAUGUGAAGGACAGCAAGAAGAUUUACCUCAGCCUCAGUUCCCUGCAAAUGUCAAUGUGUUCAGAGCACCGACCACUCAGAACCUGGCUGGUAUUCCACUGCUGCACUUGCAACUUGACCCAGUACCUGGAGUUCCACCAGCUGUAAAGCAGCCAAUCACUACUACUUUAAUACCUGUUAAACCUGCAACAAAGGAUGCUGACUCCAGAGAAACACUACAACAUGCAGGAAUAUCACUACUUCAGAUUAAUUUACCUCAGAAAAAAAAGGCACCAAAACUCAUCCCACUUCAAGAUCUCAUUGCAUUUGAGCAACGCCACAAGCAUUAUUCUGUGCCCAGUACUUCCUUUGGACAAGACCAAACCAAACAUAUCCAGCUACUAAGAACUGAUGUUGAACCAUUUGAACUUAGAGAUGUGCGGAACACUAGAAAAAGUAAAAAGAGGCGUAGUAAGAAACAACUGAAAGAGAAGGAGGUUGAGAAGAAACCAAGCGUGUCCUUCCGUCCAGACGACUCCAUCAUCAGUAUUAGUGACACUGCAGUGGUUGCUGAAUCAGAGACUGGGGAUCACAAACCAAAAUCAACAUCUGACAUUCAAGAUGGUUUUUUCAUCUCUGUGGAUGCAAUGGAGAAGGCAAGUACUACCUCAGCAGAUCUACAUUAUUUGGCUUCUGUAGGGAAAAAACCAGCAGAAACUCAAGAUGCAAGUACAAAUACUAGCCCAGUGCUCAAAUCAUAUCAAGAUCAUGGAAUCAAUGGUGGAAAUGAGGCUUCUGAAGUUCUGAAAAGCAAGCUGGUAACAGCUGCUCCUGCAUCAGAAUCAUCUAGCUUCUCUGUGAUACCACCGCCAGACAUGUGUUUAAACUUGAGUUUCCCCACCGAAGUGAAUGAGGAACCUUUGCCAUCCUUUCUGUCAGAUGCACCUGAUUUGCAUAAACAGGAAUAUAUCAGUGUGAUUGACAUUGAAAGCAGUGGCAUCCAUAGCAAUUUGCUCAUGAUAUCUGAGUCUGCAGAAGAGGUAGCUGCUGCACAGCGGAAUGAGAAGCUUGAAAUUCCAUCUACUGCUAAACUUCAUCACGCAGCAGCUUCUGUUACUAACGCAGGGGCACCUGGGGCACUUCAGAAGCAAGAUGUUCAUCAGAAAAAUGUAUUGAACAAAUUGCAAAAGCAAGAUGUGUUAGAUUCUGCUACGGAUAUUGUAACUUGGAACAUAGCACAUGAAGAUGGAGGAACUCUUCCUUCUUCAGGGCUUCCUUCCAAAGUAAUUGAAAAAGACUACUUUUCCACAAAGCAGAAGGAAAUGAUUAUGCAACUACAGACACUACAGAACAUAGUACAAAAUAUGGAGCAGGAUUUCAGGAAUAGCAAAAUGUUAGUGAAGCUGAUAGAAGAUUUUGAAAUGGCUGCUGAUUCAGACCUUGGUGCUCGUCCUGCAGUCUCUGAAGCUGCUGGAGUCAUUGGUGCUGAAUCAGAACAUCAUUUGACAGGCAUGAUUUUUGAACAUAUUAUAGAUGAUCAAAAGGAGAGCUUAAACUUGGAAUAUCCUAUGACCAGUUCUGCUACAGUGGAUGCACACUCUCCUGCCUCUGCAGCCUUGGCUUCUAACUCUCCCAGUGGCCUGAAGUCACCUUCUGGUUCUCACAUAUGCAGAGAUCUAUGUCCUGGCUCUCUAGAAGAUCCCCUGCAAAUUACUGGUCUGAGUGACGUUACUGAUGUGAAGGAUCGUGUGGUAGAAAGUGACACCUCUCUGUUGGAGCUGGGUUUUGCGAAAGGACAGGCUAAGAAAAUCUCAAGGGUUCUUGAUUCUGCUUCUGGGCAUUCUCAAAGAACAGAAAAGGAGAGGAAAGAGAUACAAACAUGGAUGAAAAGAAAGCAAAAGGAAAGAAUGAGAGAAUAUUUGAAGAAACUGGAUGAACAAAGACAGAAAGAACAUCAUCCAUUCAACUUGAGAAAGAAUAUGCAUCAUAGUCCUACUUCAAAGGAUAUUAGAGUCUUCCAGAAGAAAAAAGAAGAAAAAGACAAAGCCCUGUUGUCUGAGCAUCACAGAAUCAGAAUAUCACAGGCAUUUUCCCUGAUGAAUGAAAUGUUAUCUGAAACACUGGCAUCACCAGCAAGUGAUCACAAAACAUUGUCCAGCACAAGAUCACCUCAAACUUACAGAAGGAGGAAUGUGGCAUCUAGUACAGGAGGGCAUCUGAACAGUCCUGUUCUGGCAGAAAGGAGCAGCAGAAUUGCUGCCAAGCCUGGCUGUGGUCAAAAAGUACAACAUUUCACUCCAGCUCUUGGUUUAACACAGUCCAGAGGAAAUGCCUCUAUGCUCCUUCCGAAAAGUACCUCCAGAAGAAGGCUGAGAAAUGCUACAAAUUGUCCUGUUAAAUCCAGACACUCUGCUGAGUGCAGAGUCAGCAGAAGCUCAACAAAAAAACCUCCUCAAGUUGCCACUGCAGUUCAGACAGAAGGUGUUGAUCUUGACACUGAUCGAGACGUGGUGAGUCCGUGGACUGUGCCUGAUGAUAUCCAAAGAAUACUUCAAGAUACUUCUGACUCCAUGUUCCAGGGCUCUGCAGUGCACGGCAUGAGUUUCUCUCCUCUCGGCAGUAUCAACACAGACAGUGUUUCUGAAAGCACAGGGAGCAUCCUCAGCAAGCUGGACUGGAAUGCAGUAGAGGCUAUGAUAGCAGAUGUGGAAGACAAGUGAAUAUCCUCAUACACUGUUCUCGUCCAGACAGUUGCUGGUGUUUAGGUUUUGUUUUUUAAAAAUAGUACUUGUUCUUCUUAAAAUGGAUUGAGGCCUGCAUUGGUUUCAUUCUUAAGCAGCAUGGAAACUCUCACUGUUUCCAGCCUUGCCUAGAUGAAGCUGAAUUCCUUAAAAUGUCGUUUUCCCUCCAAAUAUCUUCAGGUCAAGAAGAACUAAAUAUAGUUGGUAACGGCAGACUCACAGUCUUAAACAGAUCUGGGUCAGCUGCUUUACACAGAAACAUAUAAACACAACAGAUGUUAUUUUAUUUUAAGAGCAUUGUACUACUACUUUGCUUUUGUAUUUAAUAUUUAACAUUAUUAUGAAGCUAUUUUUGUAA
This is a messenger RNA of Hirundo rustica (Barn swallow), 10131 nucleotides long. RefSeq names its product ciliogenesis and planar polarity effector complex subunit 1 (gene CPLANE1). The record is from RefSeq and is a predicted model, not a curated record. Bases 213 to 9752 code for a protein of 3179 amino acids. Gene Ontology annotation, biological process: cilium assembly. Lineage: Eukaryota; Metazoa; Chordata; Aves; Passeriformes; Hirundinidae. The transcript has 53 exons. Gene Ontology annotation, cellular component: ciliary transition zone.